This is a messenger RNA of Cyphellophora europaea CBS 101466, 1284 nucleotides long. RefSeq lists its product as uncharacterized. Gene Ontology annotation, biological process: Arp2/3 complex-mediated actin nucleation. The record is from RefSeq and is a predicted model, not a curated record. Bases 1 to 1284 code for a protein of 427 amino acids. Lineage: Eukaryota; Fungi; Ascomycota; Eurotiomycetes; Chaetothyriales; Cyphellophoraceae. The transcript has 4 exons. Gene Ontology annotation, cellular component: actin cortical patch; Arp2/3 protein complex. Gene Ontology annotation, molecular function: actin filament binding.
AUGCGCGGCACCGGCUUCUCCAAGCUGGGUUUCGCCGGCAAUGAUGCCCCCUCCUUCGUCUUCCCUACAGCGAUCGCCUCCAAGUCUGGCGCAGGCGGAACGAGCUCUGGCUCUGGCCGGCCAGCCGUUGCGAAUAAACCCUCAUUCUUGACUGGCGGUGCCCAAGGUUCCAAUGUGGCCGCAAAACGGGGCACAGAAGAUCUGGACUUCUUCAUUGGUGACGAGGCCCUCGCUGCCGGAAACAACCCUGGCUAUGGCAUUCGAUACCCUGUUAGACAUGGACAGGUUGAGAACUGGGACGAUAUGGAGCGUUUCUGGUCCAACUCCAUCUUCAAGUAUCUGAGAGUCGAGCCAGAAGACCACUACUUCCUUCUCACCGAACCGCCGCUCAACCCCCCCGAGAACCGCGAGAAUACCGCCGAGAUCAUGUUCGAGUCCUUCAACUGUGCCGGUCUUUACAUUGCCGUCCAAGCCGUGCUUGCUCUUGCCGCAUCUUGGACCUCUUCUAAGGUCACAGACCGAUCUCUGACGGGCACUGUUAUUGACUCUGGUGAUGGUGUAACGCAUGUUAUCCCAGUCGCAGAAGGUUAUGUCAUCGGUUCCUCCAUCAAGAGUAUACCGAUCGCCGGCCGGGACAUCACAUACUUUGUUCAGAGCCUGCUCCGAGACCGCGGCGAGCCAGACAGCAGCUUGAAAGUAUCAGAAAAGAUCAAAGAGGAGUACUGCUACGUCUGCCCCGAUAUCGUCAAGGAGUUCGCUCGCUACGACGGCGAGCCAGAACGCUUCCUGAAGCACACCGUUACGUCUCCCAAUGGUCGCACUGUACAGGUCGAUGUCGGCUACGAACGAUUCCUGGCUCCCGAGAUCUUCUUCAACCCCGAGAUCUACUCCUCCGACUUCCUAACUCCUCUCCCAACUGUUGUCGAUGGUGUGAUCCAGUCCUCUCCAAUCGAUGUACGAAGAGGUUUGUACAAGAACAUUGUCCUGUCGGGCGGUUCAACACUCUACAAAGACUUUGGCCGCCGGUUACAACGUGAUAUCCGUCAUCUUGUCGACGCUAGGAUACGCGCAUCCGAAGCACGGAGCGGAGGUGCAAGAAGUGGUGGCCUGGACGUCUCUGUCGUAACACACAAGCGUCAAAGACACGGUCCAUGGUUCGGAGGUAGCUUGCUGGGUCAAACCCCUGAGUUCAGAAGCUACUGCCACACCAAAGCUGAGUACGAUGAGGUCGGGCCUAGUAUUGUGCGGAGAUUUGCUCUGCUUGGUGGACCAGGCAGCACCUAG